Messenger RNA from Equus quagga, 1447 nucleotides. It is a transcript of the gene SELENBP1, whose product is annotated as selenium binding protein 1. The transcript has 13 exons. Gene Ontology annotation, molecular function: selenium binding. Lineage: Eukaryota; Metazoa; Chordata; Mammalia; Perissodactyla; Equidae. Bases 86 to 1447 code for a protein of 453 amino acids. The record is from RefSeq and is a predicted model, not a curated record.
ACAGCCUGCCUCAGACACCAGCACAGCUUUCUGCCUGUGUCCACUCCCGGUGGGCUCCUCACGACAAAAGCUAACAGCCAGCAGCAUGGCUACAAAAUGUGGAGAUUGUGGGCCUGGCUACCCUACCCCUCAGGAGGCCAUGAAAGGACCCAGGGAGGAGAUUGUCUACCUGCCCUGUAUUUACCGAAACACAGGCACUGAGGCCCCGGAUUACCUAGCCACUGUGGACGUUGACCCCAAGUCUCCCCAGUAUUCCCAGGUCAUCCACCGGCUGCCCAUGCCGCACCUGAAGGAUGAGCUGCAUCACUCAGGAUGGAACACCUGCAGCAGCUGCUUCGGGGACAGCACCAAGUCUCGCAACAAGCUGGUGCUGCCCAGUUUCAUCUCCUCCCGCAUCUAUGUGGUGGAUGUGGGCACCGAGCCCCGUGCCCCGAAGCUGCACAAGGUCAUUGAGGCCAAGGACAUCCAUGAAAAGUGUGGCCUGGGCACCCCUCACACCAGCCACUGCCUGCCCACUGGGGAGGUGAUGAUCAGCACCUUGGGAGACCCCAAGGGCAAUGGCAAAGGGGGUUUCGUGCUGCUGGAUGGAGAGACAUUUGAAGUGAAGGGGACGUGGGAGAGGCCUGGGGGCUCUGCGCCUAUGGGCUAUGACUUCUGGUACCAGCCUCGACACAAUGUCAUGAUCAGCACCGAAUGGGCAGCUCCCAAUGUCGUACAAAAUGGCUUCAAUCCCGCCGAUGUAGAGGCAGGGCUAUAUGGGAAGCACUUACACGUGUGGGACUGGCAGCGCCAUGAGAUCGUGCAGACCCUGCUUAUGCCGGACGGGCACAUCCCCCUGGAGAUCCGCUUCCUGCACGACCCGGCUGCCUCCCAGGGCUUCGUGGGCUGUGCCCUCAGCUCCACCAUCCAGCGCUUCUACAAGAAUGAGGGAGGUACUUGGUCAGUGGAGAAGGUGAUCGAGGUGCCCCCCAAGAAAGUGAAGGGCUGGAUGCUGCCCGAAAUGCCAGGCCUCAUCACUGACAUCCUGCUGUCCCUGGACGACCGCUUCCUCUACUUCAACAACUGGCUGCACGGGGACAUGCGGCAGUAUGACAUCUCUGACCCAAAGAGGCCUCGCCUCGUGGGACAGAUCUUCCUAGGGGGCAGCAUUGUUAAGGGAGGCCCUGUGCAAGUGCUGGAGGACCAGGAGCUAAAAUCCCAGCCAGAGCCCCUUGUGGUCAAGGGGAAACGUGUGCCUGGAGGCCCUCAGAUGAUCCAGCUCAGCCUAGAUGGGAAGCGUAUCUAUGUCACCACGUCACUGUACAGUGACUGGGACAAGCAGUUUUACCCUGACCUCAUCAGGGAAGGCUCCGUGAUGCUGCAGAUCGAUGUAGACACAGUAAAGGGAGGGCUGAACCCAGUAGCAAAUAAUGUGCCCCGUCACACAGGAGACAUCCUAGACAGCUGA